Mycena citricolor is the source of this 1938-nucleotide messenger RNA. The record is from the annotation of a GenBank genome assembly. Lineage: Eukaryota; Fungi; Basidiomycota; Agaricomycetes; Agaricales; Mycenaceae.
CAAUCACUAUCACGAUCGGAGUUUGCGACUUUUCCCCGCAACUUCGAUUUCCCCACCUCCACAACGUGCGACCUGCCACUAUGGCACCGUCCUUGAUACGUGCGUGCCGCAUCCAGCUCCGCUCGGGUUUUCGGUCCGCUGCCGUGCGCCCUCCGCCGGCGUACGGAUGGGCUGGGAGAGCACGUUUAACCUCCACCUCCACGUCGAGCGCAAGCCGGGGAAGCGGCGUCCCACUCGCACUCGGCCUCGUGCUCAGCGCCGCAGCAACGGGCUUCGUCAUCGGCUCGCUCUUCUCCUCGUCUCCCUCCUCCUCCCCGCGCUCGCCCAGCGGCCCGGCGCACUUCGCCUCUGCGCACCACACGAAACCGGUGUACGGCACGCCCGCGGACUUCCGCGCGGCGAUCGACGAGCUGCUGCACGUGUUUCCGAGCGACGAGCGGAGUGUGGUGUCGCUCGACGAGGACGAUCUGGCCAUCCACGGGAUGUCGACGAACACGUACCACACGGGCUUCUCCCCGAGUGUCGUGGUGUACCCCGAGUCCACGGAGGACGUGGUUGAGAUUGUGAAGGUCGCGAAUAUGUACCGGAUGCCGCUUAUUCCUUACUCGGGGGCGACGGCGCUAGAGGGCCAUUUCAUCGGGCCAUGCGGCACUGCUGAUAUCCGCACGCUGAAGCUCGCGGGCGGGUGCAUCACGGUCGACAUGUCGCAGAUGAACAAGAUUAUUGAGAUUCACGAGGCUGAUGCGGAUGUCGUGUGCCAGCCCGGCGUGGGGUGGAUGGAGUUGAAUGAGACACUCAAAAGCGAGGGCAUACCACUUUUCUUUCCCAUCGACCCGGCGCCGGCCGCUACGAUUGGUGGAAUGGCCAGUACUGGAUGCUCAGGCACAAACGCUGUGCGAUACGGUACGGCAAAAGCGGAAUGGUUUUUGAACCUGACAGUCGUCUUGCCCAACGGCGAGGUGAUCAAGACGCGGCAGCGGUCGAGGAAGAGCUCGGCGGGCUGGGAUACAACCAAGUUGUUCAUUGGCGCAGAAGUGACUCUGAGACUCGCUCCGGUCGUUCCAACCUCGGUUGCGAGUGUGCAGUUCCCGGACGUCAAAGCAGCUGUCGACGCGUCGAUUGAGAUCAUGCGGUCGAGUGUUUCAUCCAACAUCCAGUGCGUCGAGCUGGUGGACGACACAUUCCUGGCCGCCACCAACAAAUAUGGCUCCUCCCGGUUCCAAUACGCCGUCUCCGACGGCCUGUUCCUCAAGUUCCAGGCCUCCUCCAAGUCUGCGAUUCCGGACACGAUCCGCGUCGUGCGCCAGAUCUGCGACAAGCACGGCGGCACGGGCUUCCGCGCGGCCCGCAGCGACGCCGAGGCGGCGGAUAUCUGGCAGGACCGCAAGAACGCGCACCACAUCGGCAUGGCGCUCGUCCCCGGCGCCCGUGGAUGGGCCACGGAUGUCUGUGUGCCAGUGUCGAACCUGCCCGCGCUCGUGCUCGACACGAAACGCGAUCUGGAGGCGCGCGGGCUGCCGUAUACGAUCGUAGGGCAUGUCGGCGACGGGAACUUCCACGCGCAGAUCCUGUUCCGGGAUGAUGCCGAGCGGCGGCAAGUCGAGGAGGCUGUGCAUCAAAUGGUGGAUAGAGCGAUUGAGCUGGAGGGCACUUGUACCGGUGAGCACGGCGUUGGCGUUGGUAAACGCGAGUAUCUGGUCAAGGAGCUCGGGGCUGGGACGGUGGGUCUCAUGAAAGCGGUUAAACGCACUGUCGAUCCGCUCGGCAUCAUGAACCCUGGCAAGCUUUAUCCGGAUGAUGAAGACGAGAAGUAAUUCCAGACAAUACAUCGGUCACGUGAUAUUUAGUUGAACUUUGAAGUUCACUCGCUCAGAGACCAUUCAUCGAGAAAAAUGUUUUCGAUCCUUUCUGGAAUUUACCGCACAUCUCUUUAACCAA